Messenger RNA from Amphimedon queenslandica, 2131 nucleotides. Its product is annotated as heat shock 70 kDa protein 12A-like. The coding region runs from base 13 to 1947 and encodes 644 amino acids. Lineage: Eukaryota; Metazoa; Porifera; Demospongiae; Haplosclerida; Niphatidae. The transcript is spliced from 3 exons. The record is from RefSeq and is a predicted model, not a curated record.
GCUGUAUAGCACAUGCAUACUUUUGUAUGCCAUUGCUUCCACUGGCAGAAAGGUGCUGAAAUGGGUAACAAGACGCCAGCUCCAUUAUGUAGAGCAGAGAAAAUAGUUUGUAAUGAGCGUAGCUAUUGUCCUACUAAUGGCAAUGUUGCUGCAAUUGAUUUUGGUACUACAUCAGUUUCCCUGGCAUAUGCUACUAAAGGAUAUGAGAAUAUACAAACAUUUCCAUUAGGCACAACACAAUCAACAAGGGUUCUUAAUGUUGUUCUACUAAAGAAAGAAGGAAGCAGUACAAAAGUCAGUUCAUUUGGAGAAAAUGCCAGACAGACGUUCUUAAAACAAGUUAAACAGGAUGACUACAAAAGCUAUGUUUAUUUUGAGAGGAUCAAAAUGUCUUUGAAAAGGGAACAGGCCAUUAAUCGUGAGACGCUCAUUGAGUCUUUUUCGGGUGAGAAGUACUAUCUGGUUGAAGUUAUUGCAUUCAUACUCCAGUAUUUAAAAGAUCAACUCAUCGACCACUUGUCACGUACUGUUACACCCUUAGGAACGACUGAUUUUUAUUGGGUCAUUACUGUACCUGCUAUAUGGGAUGCACGUGGAAAAAGAAUGAUGAGGGAAGCUGCUUAUAUGGCUGGCUUAUUGACAAAGUCUGGUGGCAUUGAAAAUUUCACUCCAAUAUGUGAUGGUCCACUUCCACCACCAAAAGAAGUUAAUUCUGAAAAGUUGUCACUAGCACUGGAGCCUGAAGCAGCAGCUCUUUAUAGCCAGAAGAAUGUGGUAGAGCAAAUUCAAGCUGAUAAAUCUCAAGCAGCUAUCAAAUGUCCCACAGAAUACAUGGUCAUAGAUAUAGGAGGUGGUACGGUUGAUAUCACAGCUCAUAUUGAAGUUGAGGGAAACAUCAAAGUGCCAGUCAUCCCUACUGGUAAUGCAUGGGGUGGUACACAGGUUAAUGAAGCUUUCUCUAAAAUGCUGCAGAAGCUGGUAGAUGAUCCUGGGUACCUGAAGUAUCUAGAUAUUGGUAGCCAUUCAAUGCAAAUGGCAUCAAUAAAUGAUAUACUGUAUAGAGAAUUUGAAGAUCAAAAAAUUAGCUAUGGUAAUCGUACUAGUAAAAGCAUUGUUGUUUCUUUGCCUAACAAAUUCGCUAAAUGUUACAAUGAAACAAUUGAAUUAAAAGUUAAGGAAAUGCAUGGCGUGGAAUAUGACGAUGACAAAAUAUACAUAGAAGAUGAAGAAGUAAUUGAAGCUCAAUUAUUUGGUCCAGCAAUUGAUGGUAUCAUAGAUUGUGUACUAAAAGCAAUUGAAGAUACCAAGAAUCGUUUUACUACAUUUUAUCUUGUUGGUGGAUUUGGUGGCUGUAAGUAUACGCAUCAAAAGGUUGAAGAGGCAAUUAAAAAGCGAAAUUCCAAAGCUAAAGUUAUACUCCCACCAUCUCCUCGAUUAGCUGUUGCUCAAGGGGCAGUAUUGUGGCGUCAGAAUCCAGGAAAAGUAACAGAAAGAACAUGUGAUGCUACUUAUGGAAUAAGCACCACGUUACCAUUUGAUCCAAAGGAACAUGAUGAGGAUUACAAGUACUACGAUGGUGAGGAAAAGCAAGAUAGAUGCCAUUCGGUGUUUUGCAUUUUCAUUGAAAAAGAAGAGGUAGCAAAUGAAAAUGAAGUUAUUACAAUUAACGGGGAACCACCAAGUCAAAACUCUACUCAAUUACCGAUUGACAUUUACUGUGCACCUGAUCGUGGUGUUCAAUACAUCAAUAGUAAAGAUGGUAAGAGCAAUGCUGAUAAAAUAGGUCAACUGGUCAUUGAUAUUCCAAAUCCUGAUAACCUACCACUAAAUGAGCGUACAGUUGAGAUCACUAUGGAUUUCAGUGGAACAGAAAUACAAGCCAAAGCUAAGUAUUGUGUUACUGGUGAAGAAGUUAAAACCACCUGUGACUUUCUCUCUACUCAAUAACUUUAUAUCCAGUAUCACAAGUUUUAGGAAAUUUUUACUGAAGACAGGUGUCUUGACUUACCCUUAAAUUGAUCUCUCUAUUUUUGCUAUUCUGUUUCAUAAUUAUUUGCUUCUCCUCAUUGUGUCUGUUUAUUAGGAUUUUUAUUAGGUUUUGUUCUUUUCAUAAUAAUAAUAGUAAUAAUAA